AUGGCAGACCUAUCCACAUGUCCGCCUCUAACCAGAGACUCGGUCCGCGCCGCCCAAGAUCUCAUCAAACCCUACGUCCACCUCACCCCCGUCCUCACCAAUGCGACCCUCACGCGGCUCGCCUCCACGCCGCGCUCUGCCGCCGACCUCGAGGGCACACGAUGGGCGGGCCGAACUCCGGCGCGCCCGACGGUGCGGCUGUGGUUCAAGUGCGAGAAUUUCCAGCGGAUCGGGGCGUUCAAGGCGAGAGGUGCGUUUCAUGCCGUGGAGAGGCUGAAGAAGGAUAAGGCUUGGGUCGAGGGAGGAGGCAUGGAGAGGGGGAUUCUUACGCAUAGCUCUGGCAACCAUGCUCAGGCCGUUGCCCUCGCAGCCAAGGAGAACAACAUACCCGCCUACAUUAUCAUGCCCGAGAUCUCGGCACCCCCCAAGAUCGCCGGCACCAAAGGCUACGGGGCCAAUGUCAUUUUCAGCGGGUCCACGGCGCCCGAGAGGGAGGCCGCUGCAGAGAAGGUCCUCAAGGAGACGGGGGCGACGUUUGUGCCGCCGUAUGAUCAUCCAGACAUCAUGCUGGGCCAAGGUACGCUCGGGCUGGAGCUGCAGGAGCAGGCGGCGGCGGCGGCGGCGGCGACUGAGGGCAAGGCAAAAGGCCUGGACGUCAUCCUGGCGCCGUGCGGCGGAGGAGGCAUGCUCUCGGGCGUGGCACUAUCCUGCGAGGGUACAGGCAUCACUGUCUUCGGCACCGAGCCCGAGUUCCAGGGCGCCGAUGACUGCAAGCGCGGGUUUGAGGCCGGCCACCGCAUUGAGGCUGUUUCAUCCCUCACCAUCGCCGACGGCCUGCGCACCCCCGUCGGUAAGUUCCCCUGGUCUGUCAUCUACGAGCGGCGCCUGGUGCGGCAGAUGUUCAGCGCCACGGAGGACGAGAUCAGGGAUGCGCUGGCUUUGGUGCUCGAGAGGAUGAAGGUUAUGGUCGAGCCAAGCGCCGUAGUUCCGCUGGCGGUGGUGCUCUUCAAUGAGGACUUUCGAUCGCUGGUGGAGAGGGAGGCUGGAGAGGAAGGGUGGGAUAUUGGGGUUGUAUUCAGUGGGGGAAAUGUUGCUCUGAAGAACUUGGGUAAGAUAUUUGGCUCUUGA
Cryphonectria parasitica EP155 is the source of this 1128-nucleotide messenger RNA. RefSeq lists its product as uncharacterized. The coding region runs from base 1 to 1128 and encodes 375 amino acids. The transcript has 3 exons. NCBI's taxonomy places the organism in Eukaryota, Fungi, Ascomycota, Sordariomycetes, Diaporthales, Cryphonectriaceae. Gene Ontology annotation, molecular function: magnesium ion binding; ATP binding; pyridoxal phosphate binding. Gene Ontology annotation, biological process: D-serine biosynthetic process; L-serine metabolic process; pyruvate biosynthetic process. The record is from RefSeq and is a predicted model, not a curated record.